AUGGCAACCAUAACCAGAGAUGAUCAAUCCGAUUACGAUAGUAGCUGUUCCUCCAUCACCGUCCCGGAUUCCAGCCGGAGCUGGAUGAGCAACGUCAGUUUCGGCAGUCGUCGGAGCUCUGUCUCCGGCGACCCUUCUCACAAACCACACAAAGCCAACCAAGCAGCAUGGGAGGCCAUGAAGCGACUAAGGGUGGAGAAGGGUGGUCGAGUUAGUUUGGAUCAUUUCAAGAUUCUGAAACGAGUUGGCUCCGGCGACAUAGGGAACGUGUAUCUGUGUCAGAUCCGGAAUCCGGUGGUGGGUUUGCCCAACAGUUUUUAUGCGAUGAAGGUGGUGGAUAGGGAGGCUUUGGCGAUACGAAAGAAGUUGCAGAGGGCGGAAAUGGAGAAGGAGAUAUUGGGAGGUUUGGAUCAUCCAUUUUUGCCGACGCUUUAUGCUGAGUUCGAUGCUUCUCAUUACUCGUGUUUGGUGAUGGAGUUUUGUCCCGGCGGCGACUUGCAUGCAGCCCGGCAACGGCAGCCGGCCAAGUGCUUCAGUAUUUCGUCUGCUAAGUUUUAUGGUGCAGAAAUACUAUUAGCGCUAGAAUAUCUUCACAUGAUGGGCAUAGUUUAUCGAGAUCUAAAGCCCGAAAACGUUCUUGUUAGAGAAGAUGGCCACAUAAUGCUUUCAGAUUUUGAUCUCUCACUUAAAUGCGACGUUGUCCCAAAACUCGUUCGCUCCAAACCUGAACCAUCUAGAGCAAUUGACCACGACGAUGACGACCACGACUUAAAAUGUUCGACACCUUCAUGCGUCAUCCCAAUGCAACCUGUCCUCUCUUGUUUCUCAUUGCGAAAAACCAAAACCACCCCUCCCACUACCACAAUCACUGAAAAGAUCGAGUUCCAAGAAUAUAACACUGAGUUAGUAGCUGAACCCCUGAAUGCACGAUCAAAGUCAUUUGUGGGAACCCAUGAGUACCUGGCCCCAGAAGUGAUCUCGGGUCAGGGUCAUGGGGGUGCAGUCGAUUGGUGGACCCUUGGGGUUUUCUUAUAUGAAUUAUUAUAUGGGAUUACACCCUUUAAGGGUGAGAACAACGAGAAGACACUCAUCAACAUAUUGAAGCAACCUUUAAGUUUUCCAAGAAUUGGUGUGAGUACAAGUAAAGAAUAUGAAGAAAUGGUGAAGGUACAAGACCUUAUUGCAAGAUUGCUUGUGAAGAACCCUAAGAAGAGACUUGGAAGUUUGAAGGGUUCAGUAGAGAUCAAAAGGCACGAAUUCUUCAAGGGUGUUAAUUGGGCUUUGAUUAGGUCAGUUAGGCCCCCAGAGGUCCCGAGUGAGAUGAUGAAGGUCAGGAAUAAUAGGGUAGUGGUGCCGAAGCUAAUGACCAAGAAACAAAGAGAGGCACCAUUUCAAAUCCCUACUCAUCAUUUUGACUACUUUUAGAAAGACAUAUGUAUAUAGGGAAACAACUAAUCUAGGGUAGUCCUGUUUUUUCGGUGUUGAUCUUCAAAUUCAGAACUAU
Molecule: messenger RNA, 1504 nt
Organism: Cynara cardunculus var. scolymus (artichoke)
Lineage: Eukaryota; Viridiplantae; Streptophyta; Magnoliopsida; Asterales; Asteraceae
Product: protein kinase PINOID 2
Exons: 2
Coding region: 1-1425 (474 amino acids)
Biological process (GO): protein phosphorylation
Cellular component (GO): plasma membrane; cytoplasm; nucleus
Molecular function (GO): protein serine/threonine kinase activity; ATP binding
Source: RefSeq, a predicted model, not a curated record